UCAUUUAAAAAUAUUCAAAUUUUGUAAUUCUUUUGUUUACUCUAUUUUAUAAUAUGCAACCAAAUUUGUCACAGUAAAAAAUGCUGCUACCGUUAAACGAUUUUGUUCAAAAACUUCACUCAAACUCAAAUAUUUAUCUGCUAAAACGAAAGAUUGCAGAGAAUGGAACAAAAACACAAACCCAGCUCUUUCAAGUCUUCCGAUUCCGGAUUGAAGAUACAAGAAGUGCCAACGUCAAGGCUCAGUAGAGAUAUACCUAAAGCGCCUACCGAUGACGCAAAGGAAGCCCCUAUAAAAAAAGGCACCGUAGUCCAAUCAAAUCAUAAAUCAAAAGGUAUUCGUGGCUUUUUUAAAUUUGGAUCGAACAACAAAUCAAAAGGACAGUCAAAUAAAAAACAAAUUGAUCAGCCCAGUACUCCUCUAAGUGACGACGAUACACGCCGAAUGAUUGGUCUAUAUUCGAAAUACGAAAAUCUCUAUAAUCGCCACAACUCACAAUAUGGCAACAAGCAAAUCGAGAAUAUAUAUUAUUCGGACAUAGCGCGUUCGUUUAAAAACCAAACUGGGCCACAGAUUGAAGCUAUGAUUACGGAGCUGCGCACAAAAUUUGAACGUGAAUACGCCUUGAUUGAGGAUGCGCGUCUCAACUACGGUGACAUUUUGAUGCCCACAAUUAAAUACUACAAUGAGUUUCUAUUUCUAGUGCCUUUCAUCAGUACGAGCAGGGAGGAAGCUGAGGACGAAGGCAAGGAUGUAUCCUCCGUUGCCACGCCAAGUAGCCAAGUACUCUCGACCUCAGAGCUGGCGCCGUACAGCAUCGCUAGUCUGCGAAAUAAGUGCGCUUCAACUGUGCAAGGAUCACAAUUUUUGGGAAUGAAAACCAAAAAUAUAGAAAAUAUGUUAUUGCCAAAUAGCGUACAAAAAUCAAUGAAACCUAAAAGAAAGACAUGCAAUUGGAGAGGCAAACAGAACGCAGACGAAGACAGAUCGAAGAAAUAUUCCGAAUCACAAAAGAAAAGCGAUGCAGAAGCCGAAGAGGUUGAAAAAUCGAAAGCACUGAUGCUAGAUAAAUCCAAAAACGAAACGGAAUCGGUGAGGAUAGAGAAAUCAAGAAGUGAUACGGUAUUAAAUAAAAAAUACAGCAAAUCUGAGCAUUCAAGCGCGGUAUUUCAGAAUCCGGCUCCAGCUGAGAAGCAACUAGCAACUGUUCAAAUACAAACAUCCGAAUCGGAACUACAAAGAGCUGGCAAUGGUGGCCAGUUACAUAGCAAUCUCUGCAACAGAAAUCAGCAACCGAAAUGCAUUGCCAUCCUCAACAGGCCAGGUUUCAUUAAUGGACUUCCCCGACCACGCAGCAGUCAGGAUCAGCGCAGUGGAUCAUCCAAGAAUAAUGGCCAUCAGCUGGAAAUGCUAUGCGAAUUGAUUAGAACUGAGCUCAGCACAGCUCCAGAUUGCAUUUACUUCGAUGCUAAGUGGCGUAUCAUUGAAAUUUUACGUGAGGUAAACAAACGGCAAAUGAUCUACAAAAGGGGCGAGCCAUCGCAAAAUCAAUGCCGUAAGACUGACAUCGAAGCCUAUUACAACAUUUGUAAUACCAGUAAAAACAGUUCACAUCAUUCCCAACACUUGCGAAACUCGAGCAACAGUUGUCCAUACUGUGCAAAGGGAGUCAACCGCUGCGAGAUGGAAGCAUUUUUAAGCAGCUCAAAGUUGUUCAAGCAUUGGCCGAGCAUUCUUCUAGGUUUUCUCAUCGCAAUGGCCAUUAAAUACAUAAAUGUUUACCGAAGGCGACAGGCGGAAAAGUUGGCGGGGGAAGAGCAUAUUGCAGUCGAAUUCGCGAUGACAGAUGCUGAUAUCAAGCCUGCUUUGGAAGAGAAACCACAUGUGCCGUAUGCUCCUGGGCAGAAUCUCAAUCCGAAUGGUGCCAGACGUUUCUACGAGCUGAUGAAUGAUCGUCGCAGUGUGCGUGCAUUUAAAGCCAAUUGUAAACCGUCUAUAGACAUAUUGGAAUAUUGCAUUCGCUCUGCUGGAACGUCACCAAGUGGAGCACACACCGAGCCCUGGACAUUCUGCGUGAUUGAAGAUAUGAAAGUGAAGCAAGCUGUGCGGGAGAUUGUAGAGCGCGAAGAGCAUAUUAACUACAGCACACGAAUGCACGCACAGUGGGUGACGGAUUUACGGCCUUUGCAGACAAACGCAAUUAAGCCAUAUUUGACGGAUGCGCCCUAUCUGAUUUUAAUAUUUAAGCAAACGUACGGCACAACGGUCGAUGGUCGUAAGAAGUUGCAUUACUACAAUGAGAUAUCAACGUCCAUUGCAGCCGGAAUACUAUUAUGUGCUCUCCAGGCAGCUGGGCUCUGUUCGCUGGUCACCACGCCCCUUAAUUGUGGUCCGGCCCUGAGGCGCUUACUCGAUCGUCCCAAUAAUGAAAAAUUAUUAAUUCUGCUUGCUGUCGGUUAUGCGGCGGACGACUGCAGUGUGCCAGAUUUAAAACGGAAAAGAUUACAGGACAUCAUGGUUAAAUAUUAAUAACAUUAUACCUUUAAAAAUUACAGUAAACAAA
Molecule: messenger RNA, 2563 nt
Organism: Drosophila navojoa
Lineage: Eukaryota; Metazoa; Arthropoda; Insecta; Diptera; Drosophilidae
Gene: Iyd
Product: Iodotyrosine deiodinase
Cellular component (GO): plasma membrane
Molecular function (GO): oxidoreductase activity
Source: RefSeq, a predicted model, not a curated record